Molecule: messenger RNA, 655 nt
Organism: Tigriopus californicus
Lineage: Eukaryota; Metazoa; Arthropoda; Copepoda; Harpacticoida; Harpacticidae
Product: GEL complex subunit OPTI-like
Exons: 3
Coding region: 209-619 (136 amino acids)
Biological process (GO): mitochondrial respirasome assembly
Source: RefSeq, a predicted model, not a curated record
GUGGUGAGUUAGGGCCAACUCCACGCGUGGCUGAUUGGGGAUGAGGGCCUUUUCCUAGGCUGAUUCAUUCCCGGCAGACUCAUCCGGGACUGAGAAAUCCCGAGACUGAAACAACAACAGAAAUCGAGUCGGUGAAUAAGGCUGAGUGAGUAGCUUCCUCCUCCCGGUGGUGGUGGUGGUGGUCGUCGUCCUCGAGCUCGUGAUCAUCAUGCCCUCCGCUUGGACCGGCGGUGGCUCUUCCAGUUCCCCUGCGUCUGUGAGUGCCACCUCGGGCUCGAGUUCCAGUUCGGUGAUUGGGCUGAUCGGCCAAGCUUUGACGGCCAACAGCGAGUGGGCCGAGAAGGACGACUUCUUGGACGUCAUCUACUGGGCCCGACAAAUCUUGGGCGUGCUCUUGGGACUCGUGUUCGGCCUAUUGGGCGUGACGGGGGCCAUCGGCCUGAUUGGCUUCGCGGCCGGCAAUGCGGGCGCUCUCUACGCUUACUGGACACUUUUCCAAGGCGUCGACGAAGAGGAAUACGGUGGGGCUUGGGAAAUGACCAAGGAAGGUUUCAUGACCUCGUUGGCCGGAUUCUUGGUGUGCUGGAUUAUCCUUUACUCGGGACUCCAUUACGACUAGCCAGCCGCUAGCCAGCGGAGGAGGAGCGGACCGGUC